AUAUCAAUAACAGGGAUUCUUUCUUCUGAUAUGCCGCAUGCCACUUCUCGCACCUCAUCUGUUGUUUCUCCUUAUACGUUAUUUUCUCGCAAAUGGAUACGCUUCCGUUCGUCCGAUGAGGCUGACGUGCCAGUUUUCUGUAUUCGAGCCAACAAGAACCUGCAGGUAGAAGGCCUCAUUAUGAAUAUCGCUAAUUCUGAAUUGCUAGCCGCACCAAUUGGUGAGCCUCUGAAUGAUUUUAUUUUCGUCGGAUCAUCGGCAGGCCCUGCCGUCCGAAGUUUGACGAAGACCCAUAUCGCCCAAAUUUUCUCAGGCUGCAACUCUCUCUCCGUAGACACUGGUACGGACACCUGGCGACCCGAAUUAUGCGUGGCAUGCACGGACCAUCAAAUCGUGUAUCAGGACCUGAUACGCGGGGUAAUUGGUACAAUACAAUACAAUUUAUUACGCCCGGCGGCUUAUUUUGGCCGAUAG
Fusarium redolens is the source of this 474-nucleotide messenger RNA. RefSeq lists its product as uncharacterized. The record is from RefSeq and is a predicted model, not a curated record. The annotation marks the transcript as partial. Lineage: Eukaryota; Fungi; Ascomycota; Sordariomycetes; Hypocreales; Nectriaceae. The transcript is spliced from 2 exons.